UGUUGUCUGAAUGGCUGACGAGCGCACAUCAGACGACAGGACUGGCUCCAAUGGUUCUCUGCUGGAUCAUAAAGUUUACAUCGCCAAUGACUCCAACAAAGAGGAGGAAGAACGAAACCUGUGGCCCAGACAGCUUGCUCGAAAAUGGAUAACGAUGCUGUUUAUGGGAUCCUGCCUCCUCUACUGCACCAGGAUGGCCAUGCCGAUCUGUGCGGUGUCAAUGGCCACCACUUUCCACUGGAGUAAAAUCGACUCUGGUCUGGUUCUGGGAGGAUUCUUGUGGGGUUACUGUUGCACACAGAUCCUGGGAGGCUAUGCCAGUGAUAAAGUGGGAGGAGAGCGCGUCCUGUUCAUGUCUGUGGUCUCGUGGGCUCUGAUCACAGCCGGUACUCCUCUUUUGGCCCACUUAAGCUCACACACCCUCGUUCUCAUGACUAUGGCCAGGUUCCUCAUGGGACUAAUGCAGGGUGUUUUUUUUCCGUCUUUGGCCAGCCUUUGCUCACAGCGUGUAGCGGAGGGAGAGAGGGGCUUUUUAAUGAGCACCAUGAGCAGUGGUAGCCAACUUGGGACGUUGUUAGCUGGUGGGAUGGGCUCCCUGAUGCUGCACCAGUAUGGCUGGGAGAGCAUGUUCUACUGUACUGGUUUCCUUACUGGACUCUGGGCGCUCAUUGUCUGGCUGUGUUUAUUAAAAGGUGCAGAAGUCGCCCCCAGACAGAUAAAAACAAGUUACGACCCACAGUGGAGUUUGUCAAGAGCGCGCUGGCUGAGUCUCUUGAAGAAGUCAUCUGUCUGGGCCAUGGUGUUUACUCACAUGUGCCUGGCGAGCACAUGCUACACUUUACUGUGCUGGUUGCCGACAUACUUCAAAGAAUCAUUUCCACAUGCCACGGGUUGGGCGUAUAAUGUGAUUCCAUGGCUUGUUGCAAUUCCUUCAGCGCUUGCUGGAGGAUAUAUCUCAGACUUUUUCAUCAACCAAGGAUACAGUGUAGCGUUGGUGAGAAAAACAAUGCAAUGCUUUGCGAUGGGAGCAAUGAGCGUGUUUAUUGUGCCUCUGUCCGGAGCGGUCACGUUUCCCACUGCUGUGACUUUCGUCUCUGCUGCUAUCGGUCUAUCCACCUUCAGCAGCAGUGGCGUGGGAGUGAACGUGCAGGAUCUCGCCCCGUCAUGUGCUGGCGCCCUCUAUGGUUUUAUGAAUAUGUUCGGUGCCUUCAUGGGACUGGUGUUGGUGUCCGUGUCAGGUUACCUGAUUGAGGUCACGCAGUCGUGGGCCAUCGUGUUCUCCCUCAUCACUUUAGUAAAUGUCGCAGGCCUCGGGAUUUUCAUCUUCUUUGGAGACGCUCGUCGAGUCGACCUGGAAGAUUACAGCCCGGUUAUUGUGAUUUAACGCAGACAUUUCUGUUGCAAUUUCCAGUCUGGAUCUGAUCUGUGAGUCCGGACGUUAAAUCUCAAUCCACAUUCAGUCACAUUUCAUCAAAAUUAGAGUUAAUUCUGAAUCAUUCUUCGCUUAAACUGUGAACAAUAUAGAAAAACUAUCAACAAAGUACAGUAAUUAACAAAAAAAAAGGACAAAGGAAGCACAACUUUGCUAAUCAUAAAAGGUAAAAUACUGCAAACAUUCUCUCUUAAAAAUGAAGGAACUUAACUUCUGUGCAAGUUUUUUUGUGUUUACUUUAAAUCACUGUGGGUUAAACUAAACUGACUACACUGUACAAAUAUUUAAGGCUGUAGAAAUAUUAAAAAUAGAAAGUUUAAUUAUUGCACAGAAAUGUUUACAUGAACAGUGACUAUGAAAAAAUGCAAGCUGCUGACGACACCUGAAGACUUUAAAAGAGAUGUGCGAUGCUGAUGACUGAUUUUAAGGAAUACUUCAACUACAAAAUUGAAUAUUUGUAAAUCAGUUAAGUCUUGCAGUGUUAGCUUGAAUUUGUGUAGAGAACUAUUUAUUGAUAAUCCACAUUUAACAACAAAAAACCCAAACUAUAUCAAAAUAUCUGUUGUUCUGACAACAGAAAUAAACAAGUUCGAGUUUACAUGUCAUACACAAUUCUGAAAAGUAGCAAGUUUUCUACCCUGUAAGUGCCUUUUCAUGUUAGCAUGAUGUCACAGUGAUUCAGUCUAUAUCAAAAUUUGUUUACAAACUCUUACGCAACUUGCGUAGUAUAAUCCAAGU
Messenger RNA from Plectropomus leopardus (leopard coralgrouper), 2170 nucleotides. RefSeq names its product voltage-gated purine nucleotide uniporter SLC17A9-like. The record is from RefSeq and is a predicted model, not a curated record. Lineage: Eukaryota; Metazoa; Chordata; Actinopteri; Perciformes; Serranidae. Gene Ontology annotation, biological process: transmembrane transport; ATP transport. Gene Ontology annotation, cellular component: membrane. Gene Ontology annotation, molecular function: transmembrane transporter activity.